AUGGAGAUUACUAAAGGCAGUGUAAUAGCAAUUGUGGUGGUUUUGUUUGUGUCGUGUAUGAGUCUGCAAGGCAAUGCAUAUUAUUACAAGCAAUGUAGCAGCCAAGGAAGUCGAUGCUAUGGACAGUACAUCAGAUGUCCAGCUGAGUGCCCCAGCAGUGAAUCAACAGAUCCUAAGGCUAAAGUUUGUCAAAUUGAUUGCGACAAACCUACAUGCAGAGGUGUUUGCAGAAGUCGCAAACCAAACUGCAAUGCACCAGGAUCAGGUUGUUUUGACCCCCGUUUCAUCGGUGGGGAUGGGAGAGUGCCAGCAGGUAGAGCCAGAGAUUACACAUGGAUUCAAGCCCUUGGAAUCCUCUUCAACUCCAAAACCUUCUCACUUGAAGCCCCCAAAACAUCCCAAUGGAAUGAAAAUGUCGACCAUCUCAAAUUCACAUACAACGGAAACCAUCUUGCUCUCCCCGAGGGCCCUCUUUCCACUUGGCGCUCUCCAGAAAAUGACGUGAAAGUGGAGAGAGUAGCUGCAAGGAACAGUAUCAUAGUGACACUAGAGGAUGUUGCCGAAAUUAUGGUGAAUGUGGUGCCAGUGACCAAAGAAGAUGAUGCGAUUCACAACUACCAAGUGCCUGAGGAUGAUUGCUUUGCUCACUUGGAAGUUCAAUUCAGGUUCUUUGGGUUGUCCUCUAAGGUGGAUGGUGUGCUUGGGAGGACUUAUAGGGAAGAUUUUGAGAACCCUGCAAAGGUUGGUGUGGCAAUGCCUGUUGUUGGAGGAGAGGACAAAUACAGGACUUCCUCCUUGCUUUCUCCAAACUGUGCUUCUUGUGUCUUCUCCAAACCUUCACAUCACAAAGAGGGCACUGAAGUGAGUGCAGAGUUAAUGGGCACCCUUGAUUGCUCCAAGUUUUCUUAUGGCUUGGGAAUCGUUUGCAAGAAGUGA
Messenger RNA from Sphenostylis stenocarpa, 936 nucleotides. The record is from the annotation of a GenBank genome assembly. Lineage: Eukaryota; Viridiplantae; Streptophyta; Magnoliopsida; Fabales; Fabaceae.